Molecule: messenger RNA, 435 nt
Organism: Phytophthora nicotianae INRA-310
Lineage: Eukaryota; Oomycota; Peronosporomycetes; Peronosporales; Peronosporaceae
Exons: 1
Coding region: 1-435 (144 amino acids)
Source: RefSeq, a predicted model, not a curated record
AUGCAGAAGGCGUUGAGGAAAAACGGCGAGAAACGUCGACGUCUUUCGUUAUCUAUACUUACUCGGUGGUACAUUCACGAGAAGUGUAUCGCCAGUGUUUACCACAACAAAGACAUUCUCGCUGCGAUCUUUUCAGAUACGGCUUUGCUUAAGAGCGAUGAAGGCGAUGCUUGUGAUAAAGCUCUUGCCACUUAUCGUGACGAUGAAUUUUGGCAGGAGGCCCAGAUCGUUUUAUCGCUAAUUGAGCCCAUUAGCAAGCGUCUCGCAAAAUUUGAGCGCAAUAACUGCACCAUUUCACUUGUUUACAACCAGUUCGAGUGGCUGCGUAUGCACCGGGUGUACACGAGAACCUUGCCGGAUUGUAGAUUGGAACUUCAGGAAGAUGUAUUGGCUGUUAUAACUAAGCGCCAGGAGAAAUUUGCUCAAAGGAAAUGA